Serpula lacrymans var. lacrymans S7.9 is the source of this 594-nucleotide messenger RNA. RefSeq lists its product as uncharacterized. NCBI's taxonomy places the organism in Eukaryota, Fungi, Basidiomycota, Agaricomycetes, Boletales, Serpulaceae. The coding region runs from base 1 to 594 and encodes 197 amino acids. The transcript has 4 exons. The record is from RefSeq and is a predicted model, not a curated record.
AUGGCUCUCCAAAUCCCAGCCUUUCUCCUCCAAGUGCAUUCUGUCCGAUCCCACCUCUACAAACUUGCUGUUGCAGCAGACUCGAGCUUGCAAUACCAGCCGGAUCCUAUCCUCCACGCAGCAUCUUAUAUUCCGGAGGAGAAAGUACCUGCUCCUACAACACCUGCUAUGCCGCUGCCAACUAUUAGCUCACCAAUAUGCACCAAACAACCUCUGGGAAAUUUAUUGCAAUCCCUCCAUGUAAGGUCUGUAUCUGCUGGUCAUCAAGAUGACGUGUCAGCCUCCGGCCUUUUUGCACCACCCUGCGGACCCAAUACUAGUCCCAAUGAAUACACUCAAAGUGAACCCACCAACCAUGCUAAUGAGGCUGACCAUGACAAGGAGAUGAAGAUGGGGGAGGAGAUAGAUAUGGAGGAGGAUAUGGACGCCAACAAGGUGAUACAGAAGGAGGUGGAUAUGGAAGAGGAUAUGGACGCUGAUGAUGAAAAUGAUGGGAACAACCAAGUGGCGGAGGAUAGUCCCUCAAGAGAAAACAAUCUGGUGAAGGAGUCUACCCCAACAACUUCAAAAAAGCAGUUGAGGGGUUUGGUGUAG